AACCAAGUUUUCGCGCCAUCUUCUUCAUUUGUUUCCCUCCAAGCACAGUCGACAGCAAGAACCCUAGAUCCCCAUGGAAGACCAAAUUAAAGCCGAAUUCAAGAAGAACAACUUCAUUUUAGUCGAAGAAGAAGAAAUACUUCAGAAAUGUCUGACAUUUUGUAUAAAUUACAAUCUCAGUCCAUCGGACCUUGUUUCGAGCUGGGAUUUAUACUCUAUCAACAGGCAACUGGAACUAGUAGUAUCAGAUGCUCAUAUGGAUGCAUUCCAUCAGCAACUACAAAGUGAACAGAAACAAGCUAUUAUCGAAAAGGAGCAAGGCCUACAUUCAUAUACUGAUGUCACCAUGGAGUUAGAUGAAGACCAUGAAGAUGCUAAGGAGAUUGUUCCUACCUCUCCAACAGGACAAACUAAUGUACAGCUGGACUCAUUUGAUGUAACACCUAUGCAUUCAUUGGGGAAGCCUUUAGAACUGGUGACACCCUUUGGGCAACGGAAAGACAAGUUUGUAGUACACUCAACUUUUAACACCCUACCCACAGUUCAUGAAAUUAAAAUGGAAAAGGGCGAAGAGGGUUCUGAAGAUGAUGUGAUCAAAAGGGUACAACCUAUUAAAAGUUGUUCCCUUGAAGUUCAUUCUUCCCAGCCUGCCCCUGGAUGCAGAUACAUGUAUGACAGGAUAGAAGACAAGUUUAAUUAUCUUGAAGAUAAAAUCAUGAAAUAUUCAAAAGCCAUGGUUGCAUCUCAGCUUUAUGAGGAACCUGUUGAUCCAUCGGUUGCUUCCCAAAAAAGUAUAUUUGCUGUUGGCAUGAUUUGCUGUGAAGAAGAAGGGCGUUUAAAGGAAAAACCAAUCAUGCUUCAAAGCAGUGUUGAGCAUUCUGGAGGACAACGUGUGCGCCUUGACUUGCAGAAACUGGACCAGUUUUCCCUUUUCCCAGGCCAGGUGGUAGGUAUUGAAGGGCAUAAUCCAAGUGGGCACUAUUUAAUUGCAACAAAAAUUGUUGAUAAUGUUCCACUAUCAGUCUCUGAUGAUGAAAAUAUUCGUCAAAAGAAGAGACAAGCUGUGGAUCAAGAUAACAAGCCUGCUGAUUUAUCUGAUAUAACAUCAGAUUUAUCAUUGAUUAUUGCUUCAGGCCCUUACACCACAACCGACAACUUAUUCUUUGAGCCACUCUCUGAUCUUCUUGCAUAUGCACAAAGAAAGCAGCCUCAGUUGCUUAUACUGUUAGGGCCUUUCAUUGAUUCGGAGCACCCCGAGAUCAAGAAAGGAGCUUUAAACAGGACUUAUGAUGAUUUAUUCCGUCUUGAAAUCCUUAGGAGGCUUCAAGAUUAUGUGGAAUAUAUGGGCUCUGCUGCACGUGUGAUUCUUGUGCCAUCUAUACGCGAUGCACACCAUGACUAUGUAUUUCCUCAGGCUGCUUUUGAUAUGAAUAUAGCUGAUCUAAAUCAUCAGAUCACUUGCAUUCCAAAUCCAGGAAUGAUGUCAGCAAAUAAGGUGAAAGUAGGUUGCUGUAGUGUGGAUGUCUUGAAACAACUUAGUAUGGAUGUGGUGUCACGUGGGAUCAAGAAUCGCAUGAAUACACUAACAAACCAUCUCCUGAGUCAACGCAGCUUUUAUCCUCUGUAUCCACCCGCGGAAGACACUCCUGUGGACUUGUCGCUUGCUCCAGAAGCCCUUCAAAUGUCUAGUGUUCCAGACAUUCUCAUCGUCCCUUCAGACCUCACACACUUUGUGAAGGUUUUGAGCUUGGAGGGGACAAGUGAAGGAGGUGAAGAAGUGAAAUGUAUGUGUGUGAAUCCGGGAAGACUGGCGAGAGGUGAAGGAGGAGGUCACUUUGUACAACUUAACUUCCGUGGUAUCCCUGACUUGUCUUCUGCCUCAGUUAUUCGUAUAUAGAAUCAAACAUUCAGCAAAAAAAAAAAAAAACAACGGCAAUAGCAUUCAAGUCUCAUUUUGCAAGACAAAUUGUUUAAGGUUUAACGA
Molecule: messenger RNA, 1984 nt
Organism: Lactuca virosa
Lineage: Eukaryota; Viridiplantae; Streptophyta; Magnoliopsida; Asterales; Asteraceae
Source: the annotation of a GenBank genome assembly